AGGGGGCGGUUAGUGCAUGAGACUCGAAAUGUGCUUGUGAUCUUCAGUAUAAUAUUGGACUCUACGUUCCAUUUACUCAUGGACCCAUGAUUUAGAUGAGAGGAAUCCGGAUCCCUUAACCAGGGAUCUAGAGCCUCAAUUUUGCGGAUUGAGAUCCCCAAAUUCAAAAAAUGAAUGGAAUCAAGAUCUCUUAUUCUGGACCACAGGAUUGAGCUUCUGGAUUUGGAGUGACCACUUUUUUGGGAGAUCCCCUAUGAACGACACAUCAAAAAAGUGGGGGCCUGACCCUCCUAGGCAUCGGCCUGAGGUGGUCAGAGGGGGCUAGAUGGGGCAGCCUGGCCGCAUGCCUGCGCAUAGUAUCUGAGCAUAGCCACCCUCCUUGUUUCACCCCUAUCCAAGGGUUGAAAAUGCCCUUGGGUAAAGAGCAUUUCAGGCUAUUUUCCUCUCUUCUAAAGGCACAAUAUAUUGGGGGUGGGACUCCUACCCGAAAACACACAAAUAUACUAGUUUUUUUUGUGUUAAACACAUUAAAAACUAGUGUUUGGUGAGAUUGUUGAGAGUGCAAUUUUUUUUUUUGUUCUUAAUUUUGAAGAUUUUGAUUCGAUCUGAAGGUGAUUGGGUUGGUGUUAUAACAUCAAGGAGGGUUAAAAGAUGUGCUUUUAAGCCACUUAAGUGUCAAAUGUUUGUAUCAAACCAAUGUCCAACACAUUAUGGGUUUAUCAAGGUUAAUUUUUGCAUUUUGUUUUUCCCUAGAACUCCAAUCCCCUAGGUACCCUGCCCCAUCCUUGCUGUCUUGGGCAGCCUCAUGGAAGAGGUAAACUUCCUAACAGGGCAAGGGGGGUGCCUAGUAGGCUAGACCCCCCUGGCCGCCUAGGCACUGCCUUCAAUAUGCCAGUUAAAUCCACAUUUUCUAAAUUGUUGUAACGUAAGCAUUUUGGCAGUUUCUGUAUGGGAAGAGCUGUUCUCUAUGUGUCCCUUUUGUAGAAGUGGACAAUAUUUUAUGUAUAUUUUAGCAAGGACAAUUACAUUGUCUUAUUCAUCUUUUCCUUUUUAUUCAUAAUGUUUCUAACUGUGAUCAUUGCUUGUUUGUUCUCGAGAAAGAUGAAUGUGAUGAGUUGACAGCUUCUACAUGUUAACUUUAUAUCAGACUAUUCCUGCUGCUCUAAGGUUAACAGUAAGUUGGAAGCUGUUUCACUGUCAAGAAUCACUUACUUGCGCCUCAAUUCUUUCCAGGUUUGGUCCAGUGAACAUAUUUUGGAGUUCCCGCUAUGACACAGCAAUGACUUUGUUUUUGGCUUGCCUCAAGGAUUUUGCAGAGUUCGCAAAUUCUAUGGAUAAAGAAAGCGGCAUACCGUUAGAAGACUGCUUUAAGCUUCCUUACAAGAUUGAAAAUGACAAAGUGGAAAAUUACAGCAUCAUUAUGAGCUUCAACAAGCCAGAGAAUUGGACCAAGGCCCUGAAGUACCUGAAGUACACUUUGUGCAACCUGAAAUGGGUUCUCUUCUGGUUUGUUGGCAACACCGGUUUCCAGCCUCAUCGAGACCCUUCAGUAAACUUUCUCUCUACUCCAAAACUGGUCCGACUGAAGAUUGAAUCCGAGUUCCCACAAACACCUGAGAUCCUUGCAUUUAAUAUAUUUUGAAUAUUUCAUAAUACUUCAAUGUAAAUACAACGGGCGCUUAUGUGUUCCCCUGAGCAGAAUAGAUCACUUCAGUCAAUUACAUGAUUCAUUGGUAAUCUUAAUAUUUUUCAUUUA
Messenger RNA from Amborella trichopoda, 1756 nucleotides. NCBI's taxonomy places the organism in Eukaryota, Viridiplantae, Streptophyta, Magnoliopsida, Amborellales, Amborellaceae. The record is from RefSeq and is a predicted model, not a curated record.